Molecule: messenger RNA, 1761 nt
Organism: Cyphellophora europaea CBS 101466
Lineage: Eukaryota; Fungi; Ascomycota; Eurotiomycetes; Chaetothyriales; Cyphellophoraceae
Exons: 1
Coding region: 1-1761 (586 amino acids)
Biological process (GO): regulation of DNA-templated transcription
Molecular function (GO): zinc ion binding; DNA-binding transcription factor activity, RNA polymerase II-specific
Source: RefSeq, a predicted model, not a curated record
AUGGCACUUGCGGAGCACGUCUCGAGUGGAACUGGAGCCAUCAACGCAGGGUAUCGUGGUCGCGUACGCACUGGUUGCUUGACGUGUCGAGCCUCUAAGGUGCGCUGUGAUGAGCAGCAUCCGGUUUGCAAACGAUGCACCCGGCUGGGUCGAGCCUGUGUUUACAAGAAGAAGGCCUCUUCUCAGCACUCAUCGCCGUCGGACACGAUCGAUCAUGGCGGGACUACUACCGAUGCGCACGGGCCCCGCCUCAGACUUCGACGAGUCUCUGUCACCCCAUCGCCGCUUCAAGAUCAUGCCGUGGAAGAUCAACAGCCAGUGGACGUCGCGUCCCCUUACGUCGGUACACCGCGCUCGAACAGCCAGCAUGAUGGGCGCUCGCCAUACCUAUUAUCAACGACCACAACUGACUCUCCCUCUCUCCUAUCCAUGAUGGUAUCUCAGGACAUUUACCUAUGUACCACCAUCGACCUCAUGGUAGCUAACGAGGAGUCUGCCCGCCCGUCCUUUACGUAUUUUCAACACUCAGUGUUUUCACCCUUCAUCGCCCCAUACGAUCCCAUCGGCUGGCAGUACUUCCAGCACCAAGUAGUGAGCCUGGCCGCCCACAACGCAACCAUCGCAACCGCCCUCCUGGCAGUGCAGUCCUUGUACAAAGCACAGGGCAAUGGUCUGUCUACAUCAAAGGCGCUGUCGCUGUACAGAGCGGCAUCUUCUCUAUUCCAGGCAAUGCUAUCGAGAGAAGAUGAGUACGAUCCGGAAACCAUUCUCAUGCUCAUCCUCCUGCUACAUCUUGCGGAGAUGCUUUUGCCCGAAGACACAGGGCCGGGUCCGCUUGCACAACAUGAUGGACCGCUACUCACCCGCCUGGAACUCUGGUCUGAAGGAAGACACCACACUCCUCUGGCCGUCCGCGUCGCCUCUUGGCUCUUACUAUGUCACGCAGCAGCACGUCGUGGCGGCAACAGCGGGCUGCUAUCCAACCGAGCCCAAAAUGUUUUACGACUGCCAUGCUGCAACACACCAACCCUGCCUCUCCUGCCCCUCGACCCCACCACUCCCCUACACACCACAAUGCUCCAAUCAUUGACCGAGCCGCUCUACAACUUCCACUUCCAGCUGCAACUCCUCUCCAGCCAAGUCGCCGACCUAUCCCACUACCACCGCAGCCGCGUCACCAGCUCCGACCAAGAAGAAGUCUUCGCCCUCAUCGCCUCCCUCAAGUCCCAGAUGCAGCGCCUCUGGACCACCCGCCCGGCCACCAUGCGCUCCCCGCCCGCCGAGAUCCGCAGCCACCUCUCCCAGCACCUCAGCGAGCCCCUCCUCCACCUCAUCGCCACCUGCACCGCCGCCUACCACCACGAAAUCGUCGAAGUCGGCCGCAACCUCAGCGACCCGCCCUUCGCGUCCCCCGAGGCCCGCGACCACCUAGCCAGCGUCCGCGCCCUGAUCGAGAGCCCGGACUGGCCCACCACCUCUCCUUCCACCGCCUCCAACGACGACGACGACGCCGCCACCAGUGGAAAAUUACACGCAGCCUUCCUCCGCCCGCUCUUCCUGUACGCCAUCGAGAGCAUCCACCAGGCCGAGACCGAGUGGGCGGUCGAGCAGAUGCGGAGGAUCAAGGACCCCGUCAGCCGCAGCGACUUCUUCGCCAGCUUCGCCGACGGGCUGGCGAGGGCGCAGAGGGAGAAGGGUCGGCGCGUCACGACCAAGUGGUGGUGCUGGCAGGCGUUUGGCGUGACGCCGCCUUACCUGUGA